This is a messenger RNA of Lycium barbarum (goji berry), 1944 nucleotides long. RefSeq lists its product as uncharacterized. Lineage: Eukaryota; Viridiplantae; Streptophyta; Magnoliopsida; Solanales; Solanaceae. The record is from RefSeq and is a predicted model, not a curated record. Bases 170 to 1555 code for a protein of 461 amino acids. The transcript is spliced from 12 exons.
GCAAAGCUGAGGUUAUAAAAGAAAUCUAAGACCAUUUGUCUCCUUUUUAUUAUUCAAAAUCUUCAUAAGCACAGAAACAAAAAAUACUACCAUAUAUUAUACACAGAUUAAUAGUUUUUUUUUUCUUGGUGGAUUUGUGCUUAGUUCUUUGUAUUUGAAGAAAUUAAAGAUGACUGAAAUGGAUGAACCUUUGGAUUUUGAAUUUGAAGAACCUUCACAUAUUAGCCCUAUUGUUACCAAGAAAAAAAAGAAGGUAAUCGGCUUAGAUGAUCUUCUGAGUGAUUUCUACCAAGUGAAGAACAACACACCUAAGAAGGAAUCUAAACGCGCAAAGAUCCAGAAGUCUGAUGAGUCAGAUGAUGAUGAUACCAGAGAAGCAGAGCUUUAUGACUAUGUUAACAAAUGCCAACAACAGAUGAAUGAAAUAAGCACUGAUGAUCUGAUGCCAUUAUGGGGUCUUCAAGUUUUUGGGGGCCAGAAAUCUAUACCCCCACUGACAUUUCCCGAGCUUAGGAGUUGUGUCCUUUUGCAAUCUUUCAUAGCGCAUGAAGUUAAUUCACUGGUUGAACUCAAAACAGAAGAAGGAGAAGCAUUUCUGGAGGGAUUGCUUGUGAACGGUUGGCUUUUGAAAUUGGUCACUAAUGAUGGUCGAGUUGAAAAAUGCAUAGGAGCAUGGGCAUUUAGUCUCAUGUCAUAUUCACCAAAAGAAGAGUUGAGGGUGGCAGCAUGUGAAUUUUGGUGUUCUAUUCUGUUACCUAAAAAUCAGGUUGAUCAAGUAAUGUUUGAGAUGGAAUGGUUGCCGAAUCAUUCAGAACUGAUGCGAGCACUUGAAGUAUAUGGCUUUCUGUUGGAUUCCCCUUUCAAAUCUUCAGCCAGCAUGGAAAUUGUGGAUGGAGAGUCUGAUUCUGCUGGACCGCCUCAAAAUAUCAAAACCUGGAUAAAGUAUGUUUCUGUUUGCUGCCAAGCAAGGACUACACGUUCAGUUUUCUCAACUUUGGAGGUAGAAGAUCUGAUUACCUCAGUGAUCUGUCUCUUCUUAGACCGGCAACUUCUUGGCCUAUCUUUAGCGUUGAAGGAUUGCUUGCACUCGCUUAUUAGUUUCUUUAGUGACGAUGUAUUCCAUUCUAGCUGUCAGAAAAUAGCAAAAUCCCUCACCUGCAGAGUUCCUACUGAUGUCAACUGCUUGAGAUCUGUGGAGAGCGUAGCUGGAGAGGCUACUCGUUCCAAGCAUCUAAGGAGUGUGCUGGCCUUUCAUUUUCUUGUAGCAUGUUUUGAUAACGAGCUACAUGACGAAGAACAGAUUUUGAGAUCUCUAACCUCCAUUAAUCUGAAGGAUAAGAAUUGUGAUCUUUUCAAAAUGUAUAUUCAUCUGGUUCUGGCAGAGAACUGGCUGUUUUGCAACCCAUUGUUAAAAGAUAAACCAAUAAUCAGUGAGAUGUGGAGUGCGUGCCUUAGAAACUGUUCUUGUCAAAUCACUAGUACAGAUUUGAGGUCUUAUGCUUCUAAGGUUCGUAGUAAAGCAUCAUAUCUUCUUCAAGGCAGGACCACAACAUGACUUAUUAAAGGUUUAUACUUGUAGAUUUUGUACUUGUAUCUGUCCUAGCGCAGAAAUUCCCUACAGCGAAUCAGGGACGACAAAGUAACUAACUCUUAGCAUAAGAUAUCGAUAUGUUUGAUGUAUAAUCUACAGACGUGGGAUGCUUCGGCGAUUCUUGAAGGAACCAGAAGACUCAUUCUAGUAGCUGAUACUGUUUCUCAUUAGGUGUCCAUCUUCUACUGAUAAAUUUUUGGUAUUGAUCUGCCUGUUUUUUUGUCAUUCUGGCCCCUCACUAGAUGGAACAUGUACUCAUAUGCAGCUUUGCACUGUACAGUAUUACAAUUUCUUACCUUUAUUGUGGAGAGAAUAUUAAGACAGAUAUGGUUUAGUGAUGCUCUCUUUUGAAA